AUGGACAACUUUCCUUCCUCCGCAUACUCGCAUGACUCGUCGCAGUACUCCUCUGUGCCUGGAUCUUCUCUAAACGAAUCUUCAAUUACAGAAAACGGCGCCCAUACCGACGGUGUUGCUACAGGUGAUAGCAACUACGUUCCCCGCCCGAAGCGCAUCGCAUGUGUUGUCUGUCGGCGGAGGAAACUCAGAUGCGAUGGGAGACGACCAAGCUGUGGGACCUGCUCACGCUUAGGUCACGAAUGCGCCUACGAUGAAGUGCGCAAAAAGAGUGGGCCGAAGCGGGGAUAUGUGAAGCAGCUGGAGGCUCGAUUAGCUCAGGUCGAGACUCUCCUCAAAGGCCAGGAUCCAGACAAUGUCCCGCGUACAUCGCCCCCGCAGCCACAAAAUCUCUCAUUUACCGGCCCAUUCCCAGACGACUCCGUUCUCGACCUACCAGAUAUUAGUGGACUUGUACCUGAACUAAGCAAUGCGAUCCCUCCGCCAGCGAGAGGCAUGGAUACAUCCCAGCCCAGCCAAUCAUUCUUCCCGGAACCUGUCAAUGUUACAACCGACCCUCAAUGGGAGAUGAUAAGCCUGGGUUUGGAAGAGCCCCUCCCGGCCCAAGACGUAAUUGAUGAACUUGAAACGAUAUUCUUUGACAAAAUAUACCCAAUGAUGCCUAUCAUACAUCGCCCGCGAUACUUUGCAAGUCUCAGUCUUGGUCCUAACGCACGGCCACCCAUCUGCUUGCGCUACAUGAUGUGGUGCCAUGCAGCUUCUGUUUCCGACAAAUAUUUCUUCUUGCAUGAUCAUUUUUACCAAAGGUCUCGCAAGUACGCCGAGCAAGAUGAAAUGAAGGGAUUUGGAGAAUCCAUCGUCACCUUGGCGCAUUGUCAAACUUGGAUUCUGGUCGGCAGCUAUGAGUUCCGAAUGAUCUACUUCCCGCGAGCCUGGCUCAGUGUUGGCAAGGCAACUAGAUUGGCCCUUAUGAUGAGUCUAAAUCGCCUUGACGGCUCAGGAAUGGAUGUAAAACAAUCUAUGCUUCCACCGAAAGACUGGACAGAACGGGAAGAAAGGCGAAGGGUAUUCUGGAUGGCUUUCUGCACAGAUAGAUAUGCAAGUAUUGGAACUGGAUGGCCCCUCGUAAUCGAUGAACGUGAUAUCAUGACAAACCUACCAGCCUCUGAAGAAUCAUUCAUGAAGAGCAAACCGCAGCGAACAUUACGACUUUCCGACAUCAUCGGCGGUGAGGGUGUCUCGACGUUAGCUCCAUUUGCGUGUGUAGUGGUUCUAGCAAAUCUCUUUGGCAGAAACCUUACGCACAUCCAUCGAUCUCAACCAUCGGACAACGACCAUGAUCUCAACGGCGAGUUUUGGAAAAGACAUCGUAGUCAUGACAACAUCCUACUUCAUAUUGCACUAUCAUUACCUGAGCAUCUUCGGCUUCCGUCCGGACUGGAUGAUGUAAAUGUCAUAUUUGCUAACAUGAAUAUUCACACCUCCACAAUCUGUCUUCACCAGGCAGCUAUCUUCAAAGCCGAGAAAAAUCGAAUGCCCAACCAGAUUAUUACUGAAAGCAAACGGCGAUGUCUUGUAGCGGCGAACCAAAUAUCCAGCAUCAUGAAGAUGGUCAGCCACGUUGACCUGUCUAUUUUAAAUCCUUUCAUGUCCUUUUGUCUCUAUAUCUCAGCGAGGGUUUUCGUCCAGUACAUGAAAUCACGACCCGAUGACUCAAGCGUUUUCUCAUCACUUCAAUUUGUUGUCGGGGCAUUGAACGCUAUGAAAUCGAAGAACCCUUUGACUGAAUCCUUCCUCAUUCAGUUAGAUGUCGAUCUUGAAGGAACUGGUCUCCGAACUGAAAUUUCCAAAUCAAGUCCAGCGUACAUUCAUCAAACAAUGAAAACUUAUUAUGGUGAUAAUCUUGAAUGUGUACCUAUCUACAAUAUUCGAGAAUCCCAGCAGAGGAAUAUUCCCACGCCUGGGCGGGAUUCUGCGAAUUCCAACAUUCCCACUCGAAAUCAGCCUGGUAUGACUACAUCUCUUCCCACUCGGGACAGGGAUCAUUCAAAAGGUGACGCUGCGCAACCUCCGAUGAGUAUUGACCAGCUUCACUACUACUCCCACUCUAUGCGAGCCCCAGAUGGCAAUUCCCAACCAAAUACCCAGGGAGCUGUUGUCGAUAUAGAGAUGGAACACUCACCAGACUUUGGCCUUGGGGAGCGAAACCCACCUUCUGAUCAUCCAACACCGUCCACGAUGAACUCAUCUUCAAAUACGUCUUACUCGAUAUCGGGGACUGAGAAUCCAUCGCCUGGCAAGAAGCAACAAAAUUCAGGACCAGCUCACACCGGCUUAAAUAGUACCUCUUUUGAGAAUAUCCAGUCUGCUCAUAUUUCUUCGACGAAGACAGACUCGCCACCAAUUCCUGGUAUGACCACAAUGCCUGGACAGUCAUAUUCAGCUAGUACCAACGGCUCAUCUGGAACUACUGGACCUGCCAGUGGGUUCUCAUUCCCACCCGGGUGGGAAGUACCAACACCCAGUUCCGACAUGAACACUAUGGACUUGAAUUUAAAUGUUGACUCGCUGAGCGAGUCUCAAUGGGCACAGAUAUUCAGUAAUAAUGGAACUGCGGCUGGAUGGGAAAACUGGCGUCCAUCAUGA
This is a messenger RNA of Penicillium angulare, 2646 nucleotides long. RefSeq names its product putative C6 transcription factor Prf. The transcript has 6 exons. Gene Ontology annotation, cellular component: nucleus. Gene Ontology annotation, biological process: regulation of DNA-templated transcription; DNA-templated transcription. The record is from RefSeq and is a predicted model, not a curated record. Gene Ontology annotation, molecular function: DNA binding; DNA-binding transcription factor activity, RNA polymerase II-specific; zinc ion binding. Lineage: Eukaryota; Fungi; Ascomycota; Eurotiomycetes; Eurotiales; Aspergillaceae. The coding region runs from base 1 to 2646 and encodes 881 amino acids.